AUGAAGAUAAGGCCGCGUGGCAACAGACCAAGGCCAGGACAUCACCUUCAGCUGCUCCUAGUCUACCGUAACUCUUUCAUGUCUGCCGCUGCAACAUUGUCUUCUCCACGCAUAUCCCAAUACAUUUACAUAACGAACCCUACCCCAAGAUGUGAAGCAGAGAACCCAGAUGCUGAGAAUAUUAUGCAGUUAGUGAUUUGCCGAGGGCUGUGGGAGCGAGGCUGGGCAAACAAAGCACUCGCAGGGUUUCGUGGGAGGGGGGCCGGCCCAAACCGGUUCUGCUAA
Messenger RNA from Nezara viridula (southern green stink bug), 285 nucleotides. The record is from the annotation of a GenBank genome assembly. Lineage: Eukaryota; Metazoa; Arthropoda; Insecta; Hemiptera; Pentatomidae.